Molecule: messenger RNA, 2915 nt
Organism: Myotis lucifugus (little brown bat)
Lineage: Eukaryota; Metazoa; Chordata; Mammalia; Chiroptera; Vespertilionidae
Gene: TMEM151A
Product: transmembrane protein 151A
Exons: 3
Coding region: 594-1898 (434 amino acids)
Source: RefSeq, a predicted model, not a curated record
CCUGUGGGGGCUGAUGCAGGGGGAGGGCAGGCCCUGGGCUGGGAUGGGAGUGGUUCCUUUCCCCUUGGGCCUCUCAAGGCCUGCUGGGUUGGAGUGGGAGAGGUGGCCCAGUAACCCCACCUCUGCUGUUUCCACCAGACCACCUCUCCCCUUUCCCCUUUCCCCUCCUCUCCCGACGGCCUCCCCUUUCUCUCUCCAUAGGCACCUUAGGGAUGAGGUGAAUGACAGGCUGGCGGCCCUGCCAGGAAGGGUGGGCCAAACCUUCUGGGCCGGGGAGUGGCCCCUGCAGCCCAGCAGCUGUGUCCCACCCCCUCCUUCAGCACAGAUGGGGAGUGGAGGCCGGCACUCCAUCUGCUCCCCCCAGACUCACACCUCCCCGUUCCCAGCUCUUCCUCUUUCCGGUUUCCUUAAAAACCUGGCCCAAGUCUCCUGCUGUCCCUAGUGGAACCAAAGGACCGGAGGGAGUCUCAGGGUGACAGUCAUAAUAUUCAUCCCCACGGCCAGACCCUGUGCUGAGCUCUUCCCACGUACGAUCUCAUUGAAUCCUCUCAACAACCCCAGUGCACAGAUGAGGAAAUUGAGGUGCAGAGAGCAUGAGGGACCUGCCAAGUCAUACACAGCGGCCCCUGAAACAGUCCCUGGGAAGCUCCCUGUGCCGCGAGUCCCACUGGAAGUGCCUGCUCCUCACGCUGCUCAUCCACUCCUGUGGCGCCGUGGUGGCCUGGUGUCGCCUGGCUACGGUGCCGCGGCUGGUCCUGGGGCCCGAGGCGGCCCUGGCCCGCGGGGCCGGGGCCCCGCCGCCCACCUACCCGGCCAGCCCCUGCUCGGAUGGCUACCUGUACAUCCCGCUGGCCUUCGUCUCCCUCCUCUACCUCCUCUACCUGGCCGAGUGCUGGCACUGCCACAUGCGGGCGUGCCAGGCGCCGCGCACCGACGCGCACACGGUGCUGGCGCUGAUCCGCCGGCUGCAGCAGGCGCCGCCCUGCGUCUGGUGGAAGGCCACCAGCUACCACUACGUGCGCCGCACCCGCCAGAUCACCCGCUACCGCAACGGCGACGCCUACACCACCACGCAGGUCUACCACGAGCGCGCCGACAGCCGCACGGCGCGCGCCGAGUUCGACUACUCGGCGCACGGGGUGCGCGACGUGUCCAAGGAGCUGGUGGGGCUGGCGGAGCACGCGGCCACGCGCCUGCGCUUCACCAAGUGCUUCAGCUUCGGCAGCGCCGAGGCCGAGGCCUCGUACCUCACGCAGCGGGCCCGCUUCUUCGGCGCCAACGAGGGCCUGGACGACUACCUGGAGGCCCGCGAGGGCAUGCACCUGAAGGACGUGGACUUCCGCGACUGCCUGCUGGUGUUCGCCGACCCGCGCCGCCCGCCCUGGUACGCGCGCGCCUGGGUCUUCUGGCUCGUGUCGGCCGCCACGCUGUCCUGGCCGCUGCGCGUGGUGGCGGCGUGCGGGACGGCGCACGUGCACUACCAGGUGGAGAAGCUGUUCGGCGCCGGCUCGCCCGCGCCCGGCGCCCCGCCCAGCGCGCCGCCCCUCUCGCGCGUGGCCACCGUGGACUUCACCGAGCUCGAGUGGCACAUCUGCUCCAACCGGCAGCUGGUGCCCAGCUACUCGGAGGCCGUGGUCAUGGGGGCCGGCGCGGGCGCAUACCUCCGCGGCUGCCAGCGCUGCCGCCGCUCGGUCAGCAACAACUCGCUGCCCCCGGCCCGGGACGGGCGGGCCCCGUCUGGGGUCUUCCGGAGCCUGAGCGGGGGGCCGCUGGGGGGCCGCGGGGACGACACGGAGCCCCUGGAAAGCCCCCCGUGCUAUGAGGACGCCCUCUACUUCCCGGUGCUCAUCGUCCACGGGGACAGCGGCUGCCAGGGGGACGGGCAGGGGGCCUUCUGAGACCCCUGGGCCCCGAAGCGGCCCCGCCCCCGCCCCGCCCCGCCGAGGGCCUCCAGGCCUGAGUGACUCCCAAACAGACCAGAACGCAGUGACCCCGGGGCCUUUGCGGGCUCCACCGAGGCUGAGUCUACGAACUGUCCCAGCAUGGCUCCUGCCCGCCACCACCGCGUCCCACCCCCUGUGAUGGCAGACGAUCUGUCUUGGGAGUCCUUCUGUCUGGGCAGGGGAGGAAGUUUCCAGAAAGCUGAAAUGGAGGCAUCCUGGGGACAGGUGUGGCCUGCAGCACAGGGCCUCCUGCGGGUCCUCCCUGCGUGGCUGCGGCCACACUGGGAGCCCUAGAGCCACCCAGAGCACACAUUGGUGGUUUGGGGCCAUGCCCAGCUGGGCUGACAUCCAUGAAGCUGAAGAGCUGGUUACGAUAGCACCACGGCCUGGGCCCUACAGCCACCCAAGGUCCCCAUCCUCCACCCCUGACAGCCGCCCUCCUGCCCUCUGGCCUCUUGGGGCCAGUCCCUGAUCAGACCCUGCAGCACAGCCCCUCUCCCGGGAGCCUGGUUCUUAGAGCACAGCCUUGCCCCUCCCUACCCGCCAGUUUCCCUGGGGUACUCACCCCACAUCCAGCAACCCUAUAACCCAAGGCUUCUUCUCAGGCCUUGAACCACAUUCCCUGGUCCCUGCUCCUCGCCCCCCACCCCCAAGUCCAGGUCUGCCUCUGUCAUCCACGCACACACCCUCUGGGCUUCUCUGCUCUUCAUUUUCCUGGUGAUCCACAGGGCCCAGGGCCACAGGGCAUCCGAGGGGCCUCAGCCUGACACAGCCUCCUGGACGAUGCCCUUGCUCUGCCAUGGAGGCCUCUGCUUCCCUGAUCAGUAGGGCCUGGCCCAGGGGACACCCCUCUCCCAGGGAGGAAAGAGUAGUCCCUUCCCUUCCAACUGGGGCUUCCACCCCCUCUCAGGGGCUGGUGGGGGAGGGAGGAGACAGCGAAGAUGCAGAUAAAAUAAAAGGUAUAAAAUGGAA